Olea europaea var. sylvestris is the source of this 408-nucleotide messenger RNA. RefSeq lists its product as uncharacterized. The record is from RefSeq and is a predicted model, not a curated record. Bases 1 to 408 code for a protein of 135 amino acids. The transcript has 2 exons. Lineage: Eukaryota; Viridiplantae; Streptophyta; Magnoliopsida; Lamiales; Oleaceae.
AUGAGUGGGAGGGUCCCAACCUUGCCAACAACUACAUUGACCUCCUAUAGAGGGCAUGUUAAAGGUUGUAAGGGUUUAAGAAAAAUGUCGCUUAAUCCAUUGUCAGUAAUACUUAACAAAAAUCAACUUGUGGGAGAAAACUACGUUGACUGGAAAAGGAAUCUUAAUAUUGUUCUUACCCCUGAAAAACACAAAUUUGUGCUGGAUGAAGUUUGUCUCGAAACCCCUAAAGAUGACUCUAUGGAAUCUCAAAAGGCUGCACAUGAAAAGUGGCAUCAUUCUAAUGAGAUGGCUCAUUGUUACAUUUCAGCAUCUAUGUCAAAUGUAUUACAACAGAAACAUCAGAAUACAAGAACUACUUUUGACAUAAUGGAAAGUCUUCAAGAGAUGUUUGGACAUCAAAGCUGA